Molecule: messenger RNA, 549 nt
Organism: Lolium rigidum
Lineage: Eukaryota; Viridiplantae; Streptophyta; Magnoliopsida; Poales; Poaceae
Product: antimicrobial peptides-like
Exons: 1
Coding region: 1-549 (182 amino acids)
Biological process (GO): defense response to fungus
Source: RefSeq, a predicted model, not a curated record
AUGGGUUCCCAGGGGAAUGGUGGUGUGGUGUGGUGUCUCCUGCUCGCCGGGCUCCUCCUGGUGGCUGUGGCGGCCGCGGAGGUGGAGGCCGGGCGGGACCCGAGGGAGGAUGUCGAGUGGUGCAAGAAGGACUGCGAUUGGAAGGGCGUGCAUGUGGCGCAGUGCAAGAAGCAGUGCCAUGAGAAGUACGGCCAGCAGGAGGAUGCCGUCAUCAAGGAGGUGAAGACCGAGCGGGAGGAUCUCGGACGGUGCAAGACGGAAUGCGAGCGGAUGGCUGGACAACAGCAACAGGUGGCGCAAUGCAAGAAGCAGUGCCACGAGAAGUACGGCCAGCAGCAAGAGGAGAGCCACGGUGGCGAGUGCGAGUCCCGCUGCCAAAAGGAAUGCCAGCACCACACCCACGACUACGAGAGGAAGCAGUGCAUCCGAGACUGCAAAGAGAAGCAGCGCGGUGGCGGUGGCAGCGGCGCCGGUGGCCGUGGCCGCGAGGGCGACGAGCGCCAGCACGCCUGGGAGACGGUGGCUGCAGCCAUCCUUCACGCGGUGUAA